Molecule: messenger RNA, 268 nt
Organism: Oncorhynchus masou masou (cherry salmon)
Lineage: Eukaryota; Metazoa; Chordata; Actinopteri; Salmoniformes; Salmonidae
Product: tetraspanin-18B-like
Exons: 2
Cellular component (GO): plasma membrane
Source: RefSeq, a predicted model, not a curated record
GGGAACAGCCAUGGAGGGAGACUGUCUCAGCUGUAUCAAGUACCUCAUGUUCAUCUUCAACUUCCUCAUUUUUUUAGGAGGCUCCUUCCUGCUUGGUGUGGGUGUGUGGGUACUGGUGGACCCUAUGGGCUUCAGGGAGAUCGUAGCAGCCAACCCUCUGCUCUUCACUGGGGUCUACAUCAUCCUGGCCAUGGGGGCAAUGCUCUUCGUCCUGGGAUUCCUGGGCUGCUGCGGAGCCAUCCGGGAGAACAAGUGUCUGCUGCUCUUU